AUGGCAGCAAAUAACCCCCCAGUGAUGCAUUCACCUGUUUCUGACCACACGGAAGGAGUUCCGCCUCCAAUUCCAUUGGCCAAUCCCGCUCCGGGACUUAAGGUUGAUAGCCGACAAAACUCCAACUUACUUGACACCUCACAACCUGGGACUUCGGCCCAUAAUGUUUCCGCUACCUCCAUGACUCUGCUUUCGGGAAGACAGGAAAAUGAUAGAUCCUUGCCAGGGAAUACCGGCUUUAGUGAAGGUAUUGCAGAAGAUAGGAGUAGACGUUCUAAUGGCGGAGCGCCCGCAGGAGAUUCGUGGGUAGGAGUGCUUCAUCAGCUCUUACGUACUUCGCAAGAAGAAAUGAGAGCUGAAAUGAGAACAAUGCGGGAAAAUAUGAACGCAUUAAGUGCAGUGGUAACUGCAUCUCAAACUGCACCCAGUGGCCCUAGGGACUUUGCUUCUAUCGGACGCAAUUCGACGCAAGCCACUUUGAAUAACCGACCAAAUUUCACCACUAAUAUUGUCAUGAAGCCACAGGAUUGGAAGGUAUCCUAUGACGGCACCGGUAGCGUAUCAGAUUUUCUCUUUAAGCUAAACACGUUGUAUGAGCGCACACAAUGUACAGAUGAGCUGUUGAUGGCAAGUUUCCACCUAUUUUUGUCAGGGCGAGCAGAGGAAUGGUAUUGGUUGUUCACUAAGCAGAAUCCAGAUGUGACUUAUCCCUUCUUAUGCUACUCUAUCAAGCGGGAAUUCGGCACCUUAAAAAGUGACCAUGAGAUCAUGAUGGAGAUCUCAAUGCGUCGUCAGAAGGCUAAUGAAUCGUAUGAUAUGUUUCAUACAGAUAUAUUAGCCUUGACCGCUAGACUAAGGGAGCCGAUGUCUGAGAACCUGUUGAUGGACAUAUUGAAGAGGAACGUUAACAGCAGCCUGAAGUGGAUGCUUUUCAAUGCUGGUGCGCAGACCCUACAUGACCUACGUGACGUUGCUAGGAAUGGCGAACAGUUCCUGAAGAAAACCAGGAGUUUGGUACCGAACUAUUCAGGACGGCAUGUCAACGAAACCAUGGCUAUUACACCGGAUGAAUGGACAGGAGGAAUGAAUGGAGAAGUGAAUCCACAGGUGGAAGCGCUGAAUUUCCAGAGGGCUAGGAAACCGGACUACUCAGGAAUACAGUAUUUUCCAAAUGAGGAUGAGCCAAACUUCCAUCAGCUCACACCAGAUCAGAAGAUAGCGUUGCAAAAGGUUGUUCAGGAUUUUCCCUCGUUCGAAACGCUAGGACUAGGUCAAACCAGUUUAGUGACUUACCAUAUAGACACGGCUGAUGCAGUGCCAAUUAAAAGCAAGCACUUUCCUCUUUCACCACCCAGGCAGGCGGAAGCCUAUAGCAAAAUUGAAAGGCUAUUUAAGAUGGGAGUGAUUGAGGAAUCGAAUUCACCGUGGUGUAGUCCAGUGGUACUGGUUCGGAAACCACGCAAGGUCAGGCUGUGCAUUGACUCCAGGAAGGUGAACGCGGUCACAAAGAAGGACUCGUAUCCGUUGCCCCAUAUUAAUGGGUUGUUGAGCGGGUUAAAUGACACAUACUUGAUAAGUGGUAUUGAUUUGAAGGAUGCUUUCCUUCAAAUCAAAUUAACGGAAUCGUCUAAGGAAAAGACGGCAUUUGCGGUUCCAAAUAAGCCAUUGUACCACUUUAAAGUAAUGUGCUUUGGCCCGUACAACGGUCCACAAACAAUGAGUCCGCUGAUGGAUAAGGCUAUCCCUUCACUAUUGCGGGAGAACGUCUUUGUCUACCUGGACGCUGCCGGCACCAUUACGGCAAGGUCACAACACCGGUGA
This is a messenger RNA of Rhagoletis zephyria (snowberry fruit fly), 1821 nucleotides long. RefSeq lists its product as uncharacterized. Lineage: Eukaryota; Metazoa; Arthropoda; Insecta; Diptera; Tephritidae. The record is from RefSeq and is a predicted model, not a curated record.